Messenger RNA from Coccinella septempunctata (seven-spotted ladybird), 646 nucleotides. RefSeq names its product keratin, type I cytoskeletal 9-like. The transcript has 2 exons. The record is from RefSeq and is a predicted model, not a curated record. Bases 132 to 566 code for a protein of 144 amino acids. NCBI's taxonomy places the organism in Eukaryota, Metazoa, Arthropoda, Insecta, Coleoptera, Coccinellidae.
AUAACACAAUUCAUUGCCGUGCAUUCCGGUAUUUGUAAUCUCCCAUAACAACCAUAUAUAUUCUACCACCACGGUCACGGAAAAUAGUAUUGAGGGAAGCACAACAAACAGUUAUUCAAGUAUCUUUCAUCAUGACGAUGUUAUUAUUAGUUAUAACUCUCAUGGCCGCAUUGUUAGGAACCGUACUAAGUGACUGUUACGGGGGAUCCGGUGGUGUUCACCGUAUCACUGACUGCCAAGGAACGUUUUAUGCAGGCAGUGGUGGUACUUACUAUUUCACUAAUAGACCAAAAAGGUUCGUUGCGGGUAGUGGUGGUACUUACAAUGGAGAUGCUGGUGGAGAUGAGUUCAUUGCAGGUAUGUCAGGUGUUUACAAUCUGGAAAAUACUAGAGGCAAACAUCAAAAUGGACAAGGAGUUGUUCAAGGGGGCUCAGGAGGUGUGUACCAUUUACCACAUGGCUAUGGAACAGUGACUGGAGCCAGUGGUGGUGUCUAUUAUGGAGAUGCUGGUGGAAGGGGAUUGGUUUAUAGUACUGGUGGGAGUUUCUUCGUAAGGCCUUCUUAAAUAGAAAUAAUCGGAUUAGGAGAGUAGUAGUGUCUAUCAAAGAUGAAAUGGCUACGGUAAUAAAGGUGUUAUGGGAGCCA